CUGCUAAUCUCUUUUUAGAACUGAACUACCUGUCACUUGUGAUGCUUACGUGCGGUUAUGGUUGGCGCUCCCUUAUUUGGUCUUUCCAAUCAAAAUUAAACUAACUUCCUUCUCUUCUCUUCCACUCUAUAGCGCGUGGAUGCAGACGCAUCCACCUUCCUCCAAUGGACCUACAUAGAAGAACCCUCCAACAUCAGGGCAAAUUGUGAUUUUGAUUCUUCUGUAACAAAAUAUUCGACUUCUUCAUUCACACGAAUAUCAUUAUGUGGUUCAUAGAAGAUAGGACUGAUCCAGGUUCGUUCGUUACAUGUAAUGAUGUAUUGUUCAGAAGGUGGAAAAGAGAAAAACUUGCUCAGAAGAAAUCAUUAUUGUCACAGUGAAGAGCGAUAUAUAUAGGAAGCAGAGCCACAACAAUCACAAUCAAAGCCAGAACCAAUGUUGGAAACUUUUAAAUGGUGGAUUCGUAUACCCAUUUACGUAAUAUUUCUCAUAGCAGGCCAAGCCGCAGCUACCCUUCUGGGAAGGUUUUACUAUUGUGAAGGUGGCAAUAGCAAAUGGAUGGCAACACUUGUUCAGUCUUCAGGAUUCCCAUUACUAAUUCCAUUACUCUUCUAUUUCUCACCUACCAAAUGCGACCACAAUAACGGCACCAAUGACAAUAGCACCAACAACACCAUCACAAAAAAGUAUCCCACGAAAUCCAAAGUUUCCACCUUAACACUCAUCUACAUAGGUUUUGGCUUGAUUGCAACAGGUACCAACUUGUUGUAUUCAUAUGGGCUAUUCUAUCUACCUGUUUCAACCUAUUCUUUACUAUGUGCAACCCAAUUGGCUUUCACGGCACUAUUCUCUUACUCCAUUAAUUCCCAGAAAUUCACGCCACCUAUUUUCAAUUCCGUGAUACUUCUGACGGCGUCUGCUGCCUUGCUUGCUAUCAACACUGAAGAUGUCGAUUGGAGACACAAGCCGUACGAUAACUACUUCAUAAUUGGAUUCUUCUGCACCAUUUUCGCAUCUGCUGCAUUCUCCUUUUGCCUCUCCAUGGUGCAGCUCUCUUUCGAGAAGCAGCUCAUCAAAGGGGGCACAUUCUAUGCGGUGUUGGAGAUUCUAUUCUACCAAUCAUUUGUUGCCACGUGUGCUUGUGUAGUGGGGGUGUUCGCAAGCGGGGAAUGGACGACUCUAAACAAUGAGAUGAAGAACUUCAAGCAGGGGAGCUUUUCUUAUGUGAUGACUCUGCUUUGGAUUGCUGUGUCGUGGCAAGUAACAUCAGUGGGUAUGGUGGGUUUGGUUAUGGAGGUAUCUUCGUUGUUCGCAAAUCUUAUAGCCACUUUGACUUUGCCUGUGGUUCCCAUUUUCGCUGUUUUCAUCUUCCAUGAUAAGAUGGACGGUGACAUGAUUGUGUCCUUGUUGUUGGCAGUUUGGGGAUUUCUUUCUUAUAUAUAUCAGCAUUAUCUUGAUGACCGAAAAGCUAAGGUUCAUAAUGUUGAAGGAGUUUGUUAAUUUGAUACAUGCAAGUAUCCAACCAUCCUCUCUGUUUUGAAAUAAAAUUUUUAAAUUUGUUGAUUUGUUUAAAAA
Molecule: messenger RNA, 1575 nt
Organism: Arachis ipaensis
Lineage: Eukaryota; Viridiplantae; Streptophyta; Magnoliopsida; Fabales; Fabaceae
Product: putative purine permease 11
Cellular component (GO): membrane
Molecular function (GO): purine nucleoside transmembrane transporter activity
Source: RefSeq, a predicted model, not a curated record